Blepharisma stoltei is the source of this 2020-nucleotide messenger RNA. The record is from the annotation of a GenBank genome assembly. NCBI's taxonomy places the organism in Eukaryota, Ciliophora, Heterotrichea, Heterotrichida, Blepharismidae.
AUGGAGUCUAUCCGUGUAACACAUGGUGACUUUGUAGUCGAAAGGACAGGGAAGCUGAGAGAUACAUAUAGAAUUGGCUCAAAACUAGGCGAUGGAGCGUUUGGGAGUGUCAGAAAAAUCACUCAUAGAGUUACUGGGGAAGCUCGUGCUGUGAAAACCAUCCACAAAAAGACUCUUCGCACCGAAGAAGAGAGACAGACUUUUUUCAGUACUCCCUUUUAAUUCCCAACUGAUAAUAUCGAUAUCUUGUCAAGCAAGAAUUUCAUAGGACACCACAAAAAGGGCCAGAUGCCUUCGCUGGUGUCAUUGACCUAACUCCUAACUUGGCUCCAGCUCAUCUUCGGCCUAAGGGCUACCCUCCUUUGGCGCGCUAAACAGUAAAAAUCAUAUGCCUCAUUUCUUCUUGGUCCAGUUGAAAUUCCCCAUUGCGGUAAUUCAUAUUGGCAUUGUGGAUAAAGGUUCACUUAUUCCCCCUCCGUGAGCAAACCAAAAAUUUUAUUCGCUAACAGAGGGGGCUAAUUUUUUUUUAAAAAAAUUUAUAUGUAAAUUUUAUAAGAGGGCAAAAAUAGGAAUUUUCUAGAAAGUUGAGCCCUAUAAUAAUAAUAAAAUUUGCAGAGGAGGUAUAGUUCUCAGAGAGAACUAGCCAUUUUGUUAUUAUGUAAACUUUUUUCAAUGAAGUUUCUGUCCUGCGAGCGUUGGAUCAUCCAAAUGUGUUGAAACUCUAUGAAUUUUACCAAGAUGAAAAGAAUUAUUUCGUCUUAUAUUAAUUUCAGGCAAAUUAAUGCUUAUUUAUAUUUUUUAGAAAAUCUAAUAUAAUAAAUUAUACUAUUUAAUUACUGAAUUAUGCAACGGAGGUGAACUAUUCGACAGAAUCAUCAACAACGGCUCAUUUUCAGAAGCGGUUGCAGCAGAGUAUAUGAGGCAAAUUCUAUCUGUACUUGCAUACUGCCACGAGAGGAAUAUAGUCCACCGAGAUCUGAAACCAGAAAACUUCUUAUUGGACACCCCAGAACCGGACGCAAAUUUAAAGGUCAUUGAUUUCGGGACUGCCCAAUUUUUUACGCCAGGGGUCCAGCUAACUCAAAAGUUUGGGACUCCUUAUUAUAUAGCGCCUGAAGUAUUGAAAAAAUCAUAUGAUGAGAGGUGCGAUAUUUGGAGCGCUGGGGUGAAUAUGUAUUCCUUAUAUAUAUAAAUGCAAAUAAUAAGAUUUAUUUUUAUAUAAAAUAAUCUUAAUUAAAAGUAAUUCGUAUAUAUUUUCUUAGCUGGAUAUCCUCCAUUUGGAGGAAAUACUGAUGAGCAAAUUCUCAGAAGGGUUGCAGCAGGGAGAUAUAGCUACCCAAGCCCUGAGUGGGAUAACAUCAGCUUUGAGGCCAAAGAUUUGAUAUCGAAAAUGCUUACCUUUGAGCCACAAAGAAGGAUUUCUGCAAGAGAAGCGCUAAACCACCCAUGGAUGCACAAUGCAAGCAGAACUCCGAUAAACCCAGCUACAGCCCGCAGCAUUUUCACUAAUUUGCAAACUUUCCGAGCUGAGCGAGCACUACAAAAAGCGACUUUUUCCUUUAUGGCAAGCCAGCUGUCCACAAAGCAAGAGCAGGAGGAAAUGCUAACAUUAUUUAAAUCCUUAGAUUCAGAUAACAGCGGAACCCUUUCCCGAGAUGAGCUUAUAGAAGGUUUCAGAAUCUUAUACAGCAACCAGUUCGAAGAUAUAGAUGGCGAAGUUUCCAGAAUUAUGUCACAAGUAGACAUAGACAAAUCAGGCGAAAUUGAUUAUAACGAGUUCAUAGCAGCGACUUUGAAUAAAACCAGGCUUCUUUGCAGAGAAAAAUUAGAAGCAGCUUUUAGAGCUUUCGAUUUGGAUGGGAAUGGGACUAUCACAGCUGAUGAGCUUAAAGGGGUGCUAGGCAAGCAUCAUGCAUAUAGAGAAGAACUGUGGCAGGAAAUUAUAAACGAGGUUGAUUUAAAUGGAGAUGGAGUCAUUGACUUCAGAGAAUUCACUGAAAUGAUGCUUAAAAGAACUUAA